Messenger RNA from Oncorhynchus keta (chum salmon), 1557 nucleotides. Its product is annotated as serine/arginine-rich splicing factor 1B. The coding region runs from base 314 to 1090 and encodes 258 amino acids. Gene Ontology annotation, cellular component: ribonucleoprotein complex; cytoplasm; nucleus. Gene Ontology annotation, molecular function: mRNA binding. Lineage: Eukaryota; Metazoa; Chordata; Actinopteri; Salmoniformes; Salmonidae. The transcript is spliced from 4 exons. The record is from RefSeq and is a predicted model, not a curated record.
UUACAGAUUGUAUUACCGUGGACUAUUUUAUUUGGCGGACGUAGCCAUUUCUAGGUCUCUACUGAGCACAUUUCUGGUGUUCAUGAAUGCCCUCGCGGAGAAGCGCGAUUCUGAACGGGGAGAAAGUGUAGCUAUCUAGUACAUAACUUUAAGCGCGAGUGAUACCUUAUUUCGUGUUUUCAGCAGUGUUUGUGUACUAUACUCAAAUUAAUUUCUAAUCGGCGGUGAUAUACUUGAAUACCGUCUUGCGAAAUCGCUUUUUAUUUCAACCUACCGCUAAAAUAAACUAGCUAACGUUAGCUUGCUAGAUAACAUGUCGGGAGGCGUCGUGCGAGGCCCCGCAGGAAAUAACGAUUGUCGAAUUUAUGUCGGAAAUCUACCUCCUGAUAUUCGCACUAAAGAUGUUGAGGACGUGUUCUACAAAUACGGAGCUAUUCGAGACAUCGAUUUGAAAAAUCGGAGAGGGGGACCUCCCUUUGCCUUCAUCGAAUUUGAAGAUCCCAGGGACGCAGACGAUGCAGUGUACGGACGAGACGGCUAUGACUACGACGGUUAUCGGCUGCGAGUUGAAUUCCCUCGGAGCGGAAGGGGUGGGGGAAGAGGCGGCUUUGGUGGUGGUGGUGGUGGCGGUGGUGGCGGGGGGGUUGGUGGCGCUCCUAGAGGCAGAUACGGGCCGCCAUCCAGACGCUCCGAGUAUAGGGUCAUUGUCUCAGGGCUUCCCCAGAGUGGCAGCUGGCAGGACCUCAAGGAUCACAUGCGUGAGGCUGGGGAUGUAUGUUAUGCUGACGUUUUCAGAGAUGGAACUGGGGUUGUGGAGUUUGUGCGCAAAGAAGACAUGACCUACGCUGUUCGAAAGCUGGAUAACACCAAAUUCCGAUCACACGAGGGAGAGACCGCAUACGUUCGCGUGAAAGUAGAUGGUCCCCGCAGCCCGAGCUAUGGAAGAUCCCGUUCCAGGAGCCGCAGUCGAAGCAGGAGCCGCAGCGCAGCCAGUCGCAGCCGCAGCAACUCUCGCGGUGGUGGUACCCGUGGUGGCAGAGGAUCUCCUCGCUACUCUCCACGCCAUAGCCGCUCUCGCUCCCGUUCCUAAACUCUGUUGCCAUUUUGGUGGAUCCCCUGUUAGCAGUUCCUCUUUCCACUUGUUUUUACCUCCUUUUGAGUUUCAGAAGUCAACUAUAGAUUUUAAUUUUUGCAUUCCAUCUCCUGAUGUCCUAGUGGAAGGUCUUGGUAUGUAGGUGUAUCCCCUCCUGUCACCUUUCCUCCCUAACCCUCCCUACUUUAGUCCUUUUGUUUUGAUCUCCUUUCUCAAUUCAUUUUAAUUGACCUGUUGUCUUUCCUCCAAAAAUGUUGCAACAUUUGAAAACCUAUUGCUCUGAACUUCAAAAAUGUUGAUCUUAUUAACAAGUUCAAUGUUUUUGUAAGUGUUGGAAAAUGUAUGUACUUUUUCAUGAGAUGGCGGGAGUCUCAUUGCUAAACUGUAUUUUACCCUUGUGUCUUCCUUUAGACAUCUGAAGAUAAGGAUUAAAGAGUGAUUUGGAAUAAAAGUUGUGGAGCACA